AUGAGUCGUCUUCAGGAGUACCAGGUCAUUGGCAGACAUCUGCCUACAGAGGCCAACCCCACCCCGGCCCUGUACCGCAUGCGUAUCUUCGCUCCCAACUCCGUUGUUGCCAAGUCCCGGUACUGGUACUUCAUGCGGGGUCUGAAGAAGGUCAAGAAGGCCACUGGUGAGAUCGUCAGCCUGAACGUGAUCCACGAGAAGCACCCCCUGAAGGUCAAGAACUUCGGCAUCUGGAUCCGCUACGACUCCCGCUCCGGUACCCACAACAUGUACAAGGAGUACCGCGAGAUGUCCCGCACUGAGGCCGUCGAGGCUCUUUACCAGGACAUGGCUGCCCGCCACCGUGCUCGCUUCAGGUCCAUCCACAUCCUCCGCGUUGUCGAGCUCGAGAAGUCCGACGAUGUCAAGCGUCCUUACAUCAAGCAGCUGCUCUCCAAGAACCUGACCUUCCCUCUGCCCCACCGCGUCCCCAAGAUCAGCAACAAGAAGGUCUUCUCCGCCACCCGUCCUUCGACUUUUGCCUAAGUCUGUGGCUCGUCUGCUGGUAUUGGUGUGGAAGGUGGUUGGUUUGAUGCGCUAGGGAUUUUCGGGGAGGCUUCUGGGGGGUUGGCGACGGCCUUGGGCGCUUCUUUUUUUUGAACACCACAAAAGAAAAAGGAGCAGCAAAAUAAGGAAUCGUUGGUCCGGAUGAUGGUUUCCUCUGGUGUUCAUUAGGGAUCACGGCGUGUCAUUGCAUUUGCUCUCAAAAGAGAUAAAAAAAACAAAGAGUUUUAUGAGCAAAAAAGGAAUGGAACAAAAUCCAAAGACUAGAGAACGAACGAGAGCAUCCCUCCAGAUGGCGUGAGUGUGCACAAAGAUCAUGUGGAUCUAGAGAGCGGUCUAUUCGAUUCGAGCUGAGCUGUGUGGUAUCUUUUCCCCUAAAAAGGCCAAUUGCGUGCAAUACCUUUCUAUGUGCUGUGCCUCCUGACAAGUUCUUCCCUCCCUCUGCCGAAAUGCAGUGGUAUCUCUUGUACGUUAUCCAAAAUAUUCACCUCACAGUUGCAUCACAACGCCCUACCCUCGCUGCUAGGACUUGUCCCAUCCUCCAAACUCACAUUCGCAUCCACGACAAAAUCAUUCCAGGCCGACCAGUCCAUCAUGUCCAGCUGCAGCUGCUGGUUCUGUUCGUGCUGCUGCAUCUGUAGCGCAGGGUCGAUGUUGGUCAUGGCGGCGGCGGCGGCGGCGUCGUCCAUACCGCUAAAGUCGAUAGUCCAUUGUGUGUUGUGUGCGUUCUCCAGAAUCAUGGCAGAAGGGGUGGCGGCAAACUGAGAGUCUUGCGUGCGGGGACCAGAACUGGAUCCGAGGGUCGCUGUCGUGGUCGGGAUCGUGGCGCUGUCCGCCAUGGACGUAUCGGUAUUGCCAAAAUCUACGGUGAAGGGUAUUCCUGUGGGACCUACCUCUGUCGCUGCGAUGCGCGCUGGCGAUGCCCUAGGAGGAACGGCUGCCGUCGCCUGUUGCGGCUGUGCUUGCGUCCCCUCGACGGGCGCUGGCGUCUCCCAAUCUGCAUACAUU
Molecule: messenger RNA, 1551 nt
Organism: Cryphonectria parasitica EP155
Lineage: Eukaryota; Fungi; Ascomycota; Sordariomycetes; Diaporthales; Cryphonectriaceae
Exons: 4
Coding region: 1-525 (174 amino acids)
Biological process (GO): translation
Cellular component (GO): cytosolic large ribosomal subunit; ribosome
Molecular function (GO): structural constituent of ribosome
Source: RefSeq, a predicted model, not a curated record